Molecule: messenger RNA, 2016 nt
Organism: Nerophis lumbriciformis (worm pipefish)
Lineage: Eukaryota; Metazoa; Chordata; Actinopteri; Syngnathiformes; Syngnathidae
Source: RefSeq, a predicted model, not a curated record
AUGACCGAGUGCUUCCUGCCGCCCAGCAGCAGCCCUGCUGAGCAGCGGCGGGCCGAGCACCCGGGCGGUGUGGCGCGCACCCCCAGCUCCGAGGAGAUCAGCCCCACCAAGUUUCCCGGAUUGUACCGUACCGGUGACCCAUCGCCGCCGCAUGAUGGCCUCCACCAUGAGGCUCCUGACGCUUAUGUCUCAGACGAUGACAAAGAGCACAGCAAGAAGAAGAACAAGUUCAAGAAGAAGGAAAAACGUACGGAAGGAUACGCUGCCUUCCAGGAGGACAGCUCAGCUGAUGAGGCCGAGAGCCCGUCCAAGAUGAAGCGCUCCAAGGGCAUCCAUGUGUUCAAGAAGCCCAGCUUCUCCAAGAAGAAGGAGAAGGACUUUAAAGUGAAAGAGAAAGGCCCUAAGGAGGCCAAAGAUAAGAAGUCCAAGGACCUGACAGCCGCCGACGUGGUCAAGCAGUGGAAAGAGAAGAAGAAGAAGAAAAAGCCCACCGCUGCUGCCGCUCCCACCGCUGAAGUGGAGACGCUGCCGGCAGAGACACCUGCCUUUAGGCCUAUCUUUGGUGCCCCCCUGGCGGAGGCAGUGAAGCGGACUGCGCUGUAUGAUGGAAUCCAGCUGCCCGCUAUCUUUAGAGAGUGUGUGGAUUACAUCGAGAACUACGGCAUGAAGUGUGAAGGCAUCUACCGCGUCUCAGGUAUGAAGUCCAAAGUAGAUGAGCUGAAGGCAGCGUACGACCGCGAAGAGUGCCCGUGCCUGGAAGAGUACGAUCCUCACACGGUGGCCAGCCUGCUUAAGCAAUACCUGCGCGAGCUUCCUGACAAUCUGCUGGGCCGAGACCUUGUGCAGCGGUUAGAGGAUGCGUGUGGCCGGCAGGCGGAGGCCGACAAGGUGAGCGAGUUCCAGCGGCUUCUGGCCGAGGCGCCUCCAGAGAGUCACCUCCUGCUUAGCUGGCUGGUCACGCACAUGGACCACGUCAUCGCCAGGGAGACUGACACUAAGAUGAACAUCCAGAACAUCUCCAUUGUUCUCAACCCCACCAUUCAGAUCGGAAACCGUGUCCUAUAUAUGUUCUUUACGCACGUAAAAGAAUUGUUUGGUGACGUGGUUCUGAGGCAGGCCGUGCGCCCGCUCCGUUGGUCCAACAUGGCGACCAUGCCGGCACUGCCCGAGACUCAGGACAGCAUCAAAGAGGAGAUCAGGCGACAGGAGUUCCUACUCAACUGUCUGCACAGGGAUCUGCAGGCAGGUGUGAAGGACUUAUCCAAAGAGGAGCGCCUAUGGGAAGUUCAGCGAAUCCUUACUGCUCUCAAGCGAAAGCUGAGGGAGGCCAAGCGACAAGAAUGCGAGACAAAGAUCGCCCAGGAGAUCGCCAGUCUUUCCAAGGAGGACGUUUCCAAAGAGGAGAUGACCGAGAAUGAGGAGGAAGUAGUUAAUCUGUUAAUGGCACAGGAAAACGAGAUCCUUACUGAGCAGGAGGAGUUGAUCUCUCUGGAGCAAGUGUUGCGCCGACAGAUUGCUGCAGAGAAGGAGGAGAUCGAGAGGCUGCGGGCGGAGAUUGCAGACAUCCAAAGCCGUCAGCAGGGUCGCAGUGAGACCGAAGAGUAUUCAUCCGAGAGUGAGAGUGAAAGCGAGGAUGAGGAAGAGUUGCAGAUGAUCCUCGAGGACCUUCAGAAGCAAAAUGAGGAGCUUGAGAACAAGAACACCCAUCUGAACCAGGCCAUUCACGAAGAACAGGAGGCUAUCUUGGAGCUACGUGUCCAGCUACGACUACUACAGAGCAACAUGCUACAGCAUGAGCUCGCCACUCAGCCAGCACCUGCUCCGUCAACUGAGCAGGCCCUGCCAACACAGCCCAGCCCAGAAGUGAGAGGUGGAAGUGAGGAGCAGGCAAAGGGCACCGAAAGCAACAGCAGCAGUACCGUUGCUGCUCCUUCUGCCGCAGCUCCCGUUGGAAAGACAGUGAAGGAUCCUCCGAAGCCGUCGCCCAGCAAAGAAAAGCGGGACGGCAACAUGUGA